This is a messenger RNA of Nematolebias whitei (Rio pearlfish), 753 nucleotides long. It is a transcript of the gene ppp1r16b, whose product is annotated as protein phosphatase 1, regulatory subunit 16B. Lineage: Eukaryota; Metazoa; Chordata; Actinopteri; Cyprinodontiformes; Rivulidae. Gene Ontology annotation, molecular function: protein binding; phosphatase regulator activity; enzyme inhibitor activity. Gene Ontology annotation, cellular component: cytoplasm. The transcript is spliced from 6 exons. The record is from RefSeq and is a predicted model, not a curated record. The coding region runs from base 31 to 753 and encodes 240 amino acids. Gene Ontology annotation, biological process: establishment of endothelial barrier; regulation of sprouting angiogenesis.
CCACCAUUGCUCUCCAUCCUUCCCAGCACCAUGGCCAACCACUUGGAGCUGAUCCAGGAGCUGCAGCAGCUGGACAAGGUGCCCAGUCUGGAGAGGUUGCGGGCAGCUCAGAAGCGCCGGACCCAGCAGCUAAAGAGGUGGGCAGUGUAUGAGAAGGAGAUGCAGAACAAGAAGCGGAAGGCGGAUAAAAAGGGACGAAGUAUUAACAGCCUGCAGCAGUCAGAGUGCAGGAGGCGCGUGUCGUUUGCUGCCAGCGUGGCGCUCCUGGAGGCAUCGGCCAGGAAUGACCCUGAUGAAGUUCGUUACCUGCUGAGGAACAGUGUAAGUCCAGACCUUUGCAAUGAAGACGGUCUCACAGCUCUACAUCAGUGUUGUAUAGACAACUACGAGGAGAUGGUGAAGAUCCUUCUGGACCGAGGAGCCAAUGUUAACGCUCAGGACAAUGAACUAUGGACGCCGCUGCACGCUGCUGCUACCUGUGAACACGCAGGACUCGUCAAAAUACUCAUCUCACAUGGUGCCAAUCUGCUGGCCGUUAACUCUGACGGGAACAUGCCCUACGACCUGUGUGAGGACGACUCAACACUGGACAUCAUCGAGACGGCCAUGGCCAACAGAGGCAUCACCCAGGAGAUGAUCAACGAGACGCGGGCGUCCACGGAGAGGAGGAUGAUAGAAGACAUUCAGGAGCUGCUGAGACAAGGAGAGGAAGUCAACCAUCAAGACUCUCAGGGAGCCACAUUGUCUGGAUGA